This is a messenger RNA of Puccinia graminis f. sp. tritici CRL 75-36-700-3, 1768 nucleotides long. RefSeq lists its product as uncharacterized. The record is from RefSeq and is a predicted model, not a curated record. Bases 271 to 1557 code for a protein of 428 amino acids. NCBI's taxonomy places the organism in Eukaryota, Fungi, Basidiomycota, Pucciniomycetes, Pucciniales, Pucciniaceae. The transcript is spliced from 2 exons.
GAAGGGCACUUUUGAUUUUUUCCCAUCGAGGCAUCGAUGCUUCUGAGACCCCGAAGUGUGUAUCCUGCGACUCCUUGAUACAUCGUGAAACCAGUCUUCAAGCAACUCAUCGUCUCUCAGACAGAACCUCCAAGCUCCAUCUCCAUGAAACCCGGCACCCCGCUCCUGCGGACUGUUGACCUCGCAUAAAUACCAAGAACUUGAGUGGGACCCCCAGCUCUUUGGUCGAUACCCUUCAGUUCCACUAUCAACGCUGGACGGCUCAACACCAUGGUCAACACUCAAGCUAACCCGAUAUCUGGAUUAAUCGACUCCUUCGCCUCACUAGGAAAUGAACGCUGUGCGCAUCCGAUUAGAUGCCACGAAGCUAUGGUCUCCAAUGAGUUAGCACGUCUCAACAAUGCGUAUUCCUCACUCUCCGAUGGCAUCCACAACCGCCCAGACCCACUCGAAAUAUUCAACCAAGUCGAGAUGAGGACGGAGCUCUUGGAUCAACUCCGAUCAAAACGCUUCCCUAGCUUAAGACGACAAGUCAUCGCCCUUUCCACAGCACUGAUCAGCCCCACCAAUUCUCAAAACGAUCCACUUUCAAAGCUCACACUAGUCCUGAAGGUUUUGUCCAAGUUGGACGUCACCUUGGGUAAAAUCAAAUUUGCUAUAGCUUGUAUCAACCCCAGCUUGGACCCAGAAGAAGUGACUCAUGACAAGGACUUCAAAAAAGCGAAACAACUGAUAUGUUGCCGUCUGGGGAUCAUAGUAGACCUGGUCACUGGAUACGUCUGCGAAUUACUGCGAGUCUCCUGUCGUUUUAUUGAAGACUCAGGACACGCAUUUGCCAUCGAUCAACCUCAGAAGAAGGCCAAGGUACUCACGAUCACAGAUACUUUCUCGGUUUCUCUCGAUAGGGCACUCCAAUUCAUGAACAAAUCCGAAUCGGAUUUCAUGAAAGACGCAUGGCGGUCGCAUAUGGAAUCGAUCGAUGGCUCGCUCAAAAAGUUUCUCGAAUUCCUCCAUCGACUCGCGCCCCGAUCAAAAAACGGAAGGCGUUCAGCCGGUAAUCCACGUGCGGCUCACGCCGGAGCCCGGCGUGGGAAUGCUAGAUCCAAUAUCACUCAACCAAGCCAUCAACCUCAGACCACAAAGUCGGCGAUAGCACUCAUCAAAUUAACCAGAUUGUUCUUGGCGAAGCUAUCAAAGAUGUCGACCGACAAAGAACACUUCCGCGUGGUGACUGAACUGAAUUCCAGGGAGCUCUCUAUAUUUGCUGGACUGACGACGAUGGUUUCUGGGUGUAUUGAGAAGCUCGUCGAGGGUCUGUGCGGGGUUAUUGGUGGAGAUGAGUUCGAAGAUAUUAUGACGGUCCAUGGUUCAAUCUCUCGUCUUCAAACUGCUCCUAAAAUGAUCACCACGAUCGUGAACCACAUUUUCGUUCCGGUGGUCCAUCAGGCCGAUCAACCUUCUCAUAAGAUGUACUACAAGGCUUGGUUCUAUCAAUGGAACAGACUUCACCAAUUGGCUGCUGAAAACUUCCUCGAUGCUUUCAUGUUCAACACUUGAUCUCUCGGAGCUUCUUUUUUUUGCCUAUUUUGUUCUUAUCCGACUUCCUCUUAACCAUCGUUUAUACUGAUAUGUCGUUGUAAAAAAACCGUUACCUCAAAACUUCACAAUCCCGAUUUGUACAUCAUUUUGGGCCAAAUCUAUUGAAUGUAAAAAGCUCGGUCAUGGAGUGCUUUCAAAUUUCUCUAACAAGGAAAGCACUGGCAGUUUC